AUGGUGGAAGAAUUUCUCUGUACACACCGAAAUGUAUCGAUCAGUAAACAUGUUACAACGCCACCGUUGGAUCCAACAAAUUUUAAAUUACAAAGAGCUCUGUUGGUCUCCAAAUUGUCUCGUUAUGAAUUCGAACAGCUAAGGCACCCGAAACUAAAUCCACAACAACUGGAGGCAAAGCUGAGAGAUCGUGGUACUGAUUUCGAUGCUCUUAUGUAUUUACAUAAUUUACACAAAGAUUUUGAACGUACCAUUGUGAGAAGUUUUCAAAAUGUUGGAUGUGAGGUGAAACUGGCCAAUCGAGUCGAAUUUAGAAGCUCUUUAAGCAAGGAUAUAAUGCGUUGGGCUGAUGUUAUUGUGCCAAUAGGAGGUGAUGGUACAUUUCUACUGGCUGCUGGUCGUGCCAGUCCCCUAUUUGCCCAAUCACAACAAAAGACACCGAUUGUGGGUUUCAACUCAGAUCCGCAACGUUCUGAGGGUCGUCUGAUGCUGCCCAAACAUUAUUCAGAGAAUCCUGCUGAUGCUGUGGCCAAAAUUAAAAGUGGCGAUUUCCAAUGGAUGCACCGUUCCCGUAUACGUACCACCAUUUUAGGCAAUAAUGGCCAUAUACCCGAAUCGACAGAUCUAUAUCGUCAUUGUGUCUCUAAGAUGGAACAAGAAAAGACUGAACCUCAGUAUUUGAGUAAAGAAAUGGCGAAAAAAUAUAAAGCCAAAAUGCAUCGUGUCCUACCAUAUUUGGCCCUAAAUGAAGUAUUUAUUGGCGAAUCGCUGUCGGCUCGUGUUUCACAUUUACAACUGGUUGUGGAUCAUCAGAAUGUGGUAAAUAAAACUAAAUGUUCGGGGUUGUGUGUAAGUACAGGUACCGGUUCCACAUCGUGGCAUACGAGCAUAAAUCGUGUUAGCAAAAAACACAUGGAAGAUUUAUUCCACAUCUUGCCCGAAUCGGCAAAGCAAGCUCUGAGCGGUAUCAGUAUCGAUGAGUUGGUGCAACAAUAUAAUCAGAAUUUACUUUUCCCUCCAGAUGAUCCUCGCAUUUGUUACUCGAUUAGAGAACAAAUUUGUGUAGGUGUUUGGCCUAGCCCUAAAGAUUUUGAGUCGCGGGGUUUUGUUAAGAAUUUAUUUGUGAAAUCUCGUUGCAUCGAUGCAAAUUUGGUUAUAGACGGCAGCAUUUCAUAUCCCUUCAACGAUGGUGCCAAGGCUUUACUAGAGAUUCAUCCCGAAGAUGCUUUAUUAGCCAUUAGUUUGGACUGAUUAUUUUGUACGAUUAUAAAAAAAAAAACAAA
Musca vetustissima is the source of this 1283-nucleotide messenger RNA. RefSeq names its product NAD kinase 2, mitochondrial (gene Nadk2). The record is from RefSeq and is a predicted model, not a curated record. Gene Ontology annotation, cellular component: mitochondrion. The transcript has 7 exons. Gene Ontology annotation, molecular function: NAD+ kinase activity. NCBI's taxonomy places the organism in Eukaryota, Metazoa, Arthropoda, Insecta, Diptera, Muscidae. Gene Ontology annotation, biological process: NAD+ metabolic process. The coding region runs from base 1 to 1251 and encodes 416 amino acids.